AUGAAUUUCCCACGUGCGCUUGCUGGUUUCUCGAGCUGGCUCUUCAAACCUGAACUUGCCGAGGACUCUCCGGAUAAUGACUCUCCGGAUAAUGACACUGUUAACCCAUGGCGUGAGCUGCUGCAGAAGAUAAAUGUGGCCGAUCUCCCCGAUUCAUCCUUUUCGAGCGGUAAGGAACUUAAUGACUCUGUGUACCAUACUUUUGAACAUUUCUGCAAGAUUAGGGACUAUGACGCAGUUGGCGAGCUGCUUCUGGCAUUUCUGGAUAAAGUAACAAAGGAAAGGGACCAAUUCAGAGAUGAAAUUUCCCAGCUCCGAAUGCACAUAAAUGAUCUAAAGGCUUCUAAGUGUGUCCUGGGGGAGACUCUUCUUUCCUACCGCCACAGGAUUGAAGUUGGGGAAAAACAGACUGAAGCCCUCAUUGUGAGGUUAGCUGAUGUGCAAUCCCAGGUCAUGUGUCAGCCUGCCCGGAAAGUGUCUGCAGAUAAGGUGAGGGCACUGAUUGGUAAAGAAUGGGAUCCGGUAACCUGGGAUGGAGAUGUGUGGGAGGACAUAGAUUCUGAAGGGUCUGAGGAAGCUGAGUUGCCCACUGUCUUGGCCUCUCCAUCCUUGUCUGAGGAAAGUGGUUAUGCCUUGUCUAAAGAACGCACCCAGCAGGACAAAGCAGAUGCCCCUCAGAUCCAGUCUUCAACAUCCUUAGUUACUUCUGAACCUGUCACCAGACCCAAGUCUCUGUCUGACCUUACAAGUCAGAAACACCGCCAUACUAAUCAUGAACUCAAUUCACUUGCUCACUCAAAUCGCCAAAAGGCAAAGGAACAUGCUAGGAAAUGGAUUUUAAGGGUGUGGGAUAAUGGUGGGAGGCUCACAAUACUGGAUCAGAUUGAAUUUCUCAGUUUAGGUCCUUUGAGCCUUGAUAGUGAGUUUAAUGUCAUAGCCCGCACUGUUGAAGAUAAUGGUGUGAAGAGUUUGUUUGAUUGGUUGGCUGAAGCAUGGGUCCAGAGAUGGCCUACUACAAGAGAGCUGCAGUCGCCUGACACCCUGGAGUGGUAUUCUAUUGAGGAUGGGAUUGAAAGGCUUAGGGAACUUGGAAUGAUAGAGUGGCUUUGUGUAAAAGCUACUUGUCCACAGUGGAGGGGCCCGGAAGAUGUACCCAUCACGAGAGCUAUGAGGAUAACUUUUGUCCGGGAAACUAGAGAGACUUGGAAGAGCUUUGUAUUUAGCCUCCUCUGUAUAAAGGACAUAACAGUGGGGAGCGUGGCUGCUCAGUUGCAUGAUCUAAUAGAAUUAAGUUUAAAGCCAACAGCAGCUGGCUUGACUUCUGUAGGCUCUGUGGGGGUUCUCUCUCUCUCUCCCUGGAAACAUCAAAGCAACAGUUAA
Molecule: messenger RNA, 1380 nt
Organism: Mus musculus (house mouse)
Lineage: Eukaryota; Metazoa; Chordata; Mammalia; Rodentia; Muridae
Gene: Fv1
Product: Friend virus susceptibility 1
Exons: 1
Coding region: 1-1380 (459 amino acids)
Source: RefSeq, marked validated